CAUCUGUUGAAUGUACAUGUCGGCGGGCGGAGGGAGAGGAAGAGGUCAACUAAGCCGCGGACAGUGAAGGAAACGAGUGACCACGACAAGGAACCAUCCAGUGUGCACCAGUCACCUACUGAAAGUUAUGACAACCAUUGUGAUGGAGAGAAUCGGGCGAGUGUUCAUCAGCCUGCAGCAGAUCAGGCAGGUUCCCCAGAUGCUGACCAAUGCGGCUCCCUCCAUGCCCGGCACCAUUAGAGACACUGACGUCCCCUACUACUUUAGGGAGCGCUACGUCUGCACUGGCUACCGACCGCUCCACCAAAACUGGCGCUACUACUUCCUGUCCAUGUUCCAGCGCCACAAUGAGACCAUCAACAUCUGGACGCACCUGCUGGCGUUUUUAGUUUUCUUGGUGAAAUUUCGCCAACUCUCUGAGACGGUGGACUUCGUUGGAGAUGCUCACUCGUGGCCUUUGUUGAUCCUCAUCGUGUCCUCCUUGAUCUACUCGGCAUUCAGUGUAGCAGCUCACCUACUGGGUGGCAAGUCUGAGCUGUAUCACUAUACCUUCUUCUAUCUGGACUAUGUCGGGGUGGCGCAGUAUCAGUACGGCAGUGCUGUUGUUCACUUUUAUUACGCUAUAGAUGAGAGCUUGCACAGAUACGUGCACGGUAUCUUCAUGCCUGCUGCCACUAUCUUCAGCUGUCUGUCAUGCCUGGGGUGUUGUUACGGCAAAUAUCGUAACCACAACCUACCGACAUGGGUUCGCAAGGUGGGCCAAGUGGUGCCCUCAGCCGUCGCCUAUACCUGGGACAGCAGCCCCGUGGCUCUUAGACUCUUAUCCUGGUCUACAGCCAGCAACGACCCAGCCAUUAUCUACCACUUUGGCCAGGUAGCCUUCUUUCUCAGCUGUGCCUUCUUCUUCUCCUACCCCCUGCUAGAGCGCUGCUUCCCCGGACGGUGUGAUUUUGUAGGACAGAGUCAUCAGUUGUUCCACGUUUUUCUAUCCUGUUGCACCCUGUGUCAGAUCCACGCCUCGCACCUCGAUUUCUUGGGCCGUCGAGAGGUGUACUCACGUCUGCACGGGAGCGGUGACGCCGCCGUCUUCGUGGGACUGUACGGGGUCACUCUGGUUGUAUGUGCAAUGAUUGUUACCUUCAUGUUGAGGAAAGCUAAAAAAGUGAUAGAUCCCAAACACAAGUCCAAAUGAUAGUCAGGAUGUUACAGAAACUACGUGCCUUUUCCUUCCCGACUUACUGCUUUGAUAGAAAGGGAACUAAUUAUCUAGUAUUAUGUACACAAGCACUGAAAUAGAAACAUUUCCUAGCAUUACAUGCCAGAGGGAUACAUAAUGAUAUUUGAAAUUAGCAUUUUGAUGCUCAUAUUUAUUAGAAUCUUUGGAACAAUUCAUAGUACCACAAUGAAUGUAUCAGCUGGAAAACACAUUAACAUAACCAAUCACAUUCUGAUCAAAAUCAGGUUCUCGCAAUUUGCAAAGACUAUCGAAACUUAUAUAUGACCGCUGACAGUAUUUUGUCAUUUAUAGGUGUCACUGCUGUUCAUGAUAAAAAUAGAUGUGGUUGGAUUCGUUUCAUUAUCAGGUUGAUGGGAUUUUGGGUUGCAGUUAUGCUUAGACUGUUUAAACUGUGGGCAUAUUUCACUCAAGCAAAUUUUUCGAUUUAGAUUCGGAAAAAAAAAAAAAAGAAUUAAAUGGUUUAAAGGCGACAACACUGAUGACAGCUUGCCGAAGAGUGGUAACAUUUCUCCUUCCUAAAUAAAGUACAGACAACUUGAUAUAGUGUCAUUUAAACAAUCUACCUUUUUGCAGUGCAAUACCAUGCAGAGCCUUUGUCGUUGUGCCUUGAAAAAUCAUUGUUUGCACGUUUUAAAUGGGUGUUGAUUGAGUAUUGCCUUCUAUUUUAAAAUGAGACUUUUUACUUUUCUGAUGCCUUAAAUGUCAUCAGAUAAUGACAGAAUGUGUUGGUUCUUCAGAAGCUAAUCCCUUUGGAUUCAUGUAGCUGUUUUCAUGUUUUUGUAGACUUAAAGUGCAGGAUGGUAUUUUUCAUCACUAGCCUGAGAAUCUUUUCUUUUGUCGUUGUUGUACUAAUGUACACUCAAUUUCACAGCUCUUUUAGAUCAAAUUUAAUGUAGUGCCUUUACAAUAUUUAAAGGUGCACUAUAUGGCAUUCAGUCCCGCUAGCUGAAUGUUGUGUAUUGCAUUUUAAAGAAAGCUGGGUAUGUCUAUAAGGGAUUUAGUAUAUCAUGAAAGUCUUAAUUUUAUAAUCUUAUGAAUGUCUUAAUUUAGACAUAGAGUAUAUACAGUAUACAUUGACUGUUGUGUGUUAUAUAUAUAUAUUAGGUUGUCAGCAAUCACUGAAUUGUGUCUUGUUGGAAAUCUUGUUCAUGCCUUUUGAGUGAUAAGGGAAAAGUGAAUGUGGGUGUAAUUAAAUGUAAAGGUACUAUGAUUGUCUUUGGGAGAUACUAAUGUCUACUACUGACCAACGUGUUAAAACAGUGGGAAUGAGUUAAAGAAACAUUUCUUGGAGGCAGAAAUGUAUAUCUAUAUUUUUUGUUAAACCGCAUCCUAUCUGAGGACGUCUACCUUUGUUACUGCGUUAAAUAUGGUCGGCUAUAAAACAUCACAUUUGUAUGAAAACCACUUUGAGGAUCCAGAUAUAUUGACCUUUGAACACCGUGUAAGGAACAUCGUGAUGCAACAUGUUAUCUUGGUGUUAUCUUUAAAUAUAAUAUCCACGUAGUCGACUUCCAUGCUGAUAUGAUACAGUAUAAUAGGGCAAACUGUAUUUUCAAUGAUAACAGUCACAAGUCAAAGUUAAACCUCCUCUAUAAUGUGUGAUCUAACGUUACACUCUGCCUCUGAGUCAUGUUUGAUUAACUAGAACUCCAACUGGGAAAUGAAACUUGUCUUGUUUUUAUAUUGUUAUGAAACUGCUGCAGAUUUCCCUUCUCUUAAUGCACUUUUUUCUGGACAUCAUGUGUAAUCUGCAAUCCGUUUUUUUCUUGUCAUUGCCUUUUUUUUUUUUUAGAUAUACAGUAGACCUUUUUUCUGUUAUUCCUUUCUACUGUCAGCAAAACAACAGCUGCUCCAAGUGUUGGAGAAAGAGAUGACAGGAUAUUGAUUGUAAUAGUUAUUAGCAUAACAAUGUAUGGUAUCAUUCCAACCAUAAAAAAGAAAA
Messenger RNA from Scomber scombrus (Atlantic mackerel), 3179 nucleotides. RefSeq names its product progestin and adipoQ receptor family member VII, a (gene paqr7a). Gene Ontology annotation, molecular function: nuclear steroid receptor activity; steroid binding. Bases 128 to 1192 code for a protein of 354 amino acids. The record is from RefSeq and is a predicted model, not a curated record. The transcript is spliced from 2 exons. Gene Ontology annotation, cellular component: plasma membrane. Lineage: Eukaryota; Metazoa; Chordata; Actinopteri; Scombriformes; Scombridae. Gene Ontology annotation, biological process: response to steroid hormone.